Salarias fasciatus (jewelled blenny) is the source of this 4317-nucleotide messenger RNA. It is a transcript of the gene abhd13, whose product is annotated as abhydrolase domain containing 13. NCBI's taxonomy places the organism in Eukaryota, Metazoa, Chordata, Actinopteri, Blenniiformes, Blenniidae. Gene Ontology annotation, cellular component: membrane. The transcript is spliced from 2 exons. Gene Ontology annotation, molecular function: palmitoyl-(protein) hydrolase activity. Bases 193 to 1248 code for a protein of 351 amino acids. The record is from RefSeq and is a predicted model, not a curated record.
UAAUGCUAACCAGUUAGCUGCGCCGGGUCUUACUGGAAAGAGGCGUUUACCUGUAACAGCUGCAGAUCUGUUAAAAGAUUCAGGGGUGAAUGACAGCGGCUGCGUUCUGUCUUUGUCGCAGUUUUGCAGAGGUUUUAUGCAACGGCGACGCUAAAAAUGAGAGAAGGAUUGUGACUCAUCUCUCGUGUCGCCAUGGAGAAGCCCUUUAGGUUGUGGGGGGCGAUGGAGCGCUGCACCCUGACUCUGGCCUCCUGGUCCUGGGGUGCCUGUCGAGUUUCUCUCUUGGCCCUCAUCCUCACCUUCCACCUCUACGGAGGCUUUUUUCUCCUCGCUCUCAUCCUCGCCUCUGUGGCAGGUAUCCUCUACAAAUUCCAGGAUGUUCUCCUCUACUUCCCUGACCAGCCCUCCUCCUCCCGCCUCUAUGUUCCCAUGCCAACAGGAAUCCCACAUGAAAACGUGUACAUUCGCACCAAGGACGGUGUGAAGCUCAACCUCAUCCUGCUUCGGUACACAGGAGGGGACGCACCUCCCGGAGUCACUUCUGGCAAUCAGAGCAGUCCCGCCUCCUCGUCUCCACCCACCAUCCUGUACUUCCACGGCAACGCAGGCAACAUCGGCCACCGGGUGCCCAACGCCCUGCUGAUGCUGGUAAAUCUCAAGGCGAACGUGGUGCUGGUAGAUUACCGCGGCUAUGGAAAAAGUGAAGGCGAGCCCAGCGAGGAGGGCCUGUACCUGGAUGCAGAGGCCACGUUGGACUACGUCAUGACCCGUCCCGACCUGGACAAGACGAAGGUCAUACUCUUUGGCCGGUCAUUAGGCGGCGCCGUGGCCGUGCGCCUGGCCUCGGUUAACCCUCACCGCGUGGCCGCCAUUAUCGUUGAAAACACCUUCCUCAGCAUCCCCCACAUGGCGGCCACACUCUUCUCCUUCCUGCCCAUGCGUCUGCUGCCACUGUGGUGCUACAGAAAUCAGUUCCUGUCGUAUCGGCAGGUGGCGCUGUGCCGCAUGCCGUCGCUGUUUGUGUCCGGCCUGUCAGACCAGCUCAUCCCGCCGGUCAUGAUGAAACAACUGUAUGAGCUGUCUCCUUCUCGGACUAAACGCCUGGCCAUCUUUCCAGAAGGGACGCACAACGACACGUGGCAGUGUCAGGGCUACUUCGCUGCUUUGGAGCAGUUCAUGAAAGACCUGCUGAAGAGUCACGCCCACGAGGAGAGCGCCCAGCCCUCAGCCAGCGUCACCAUCAUCUGAAAACAAAAUGGAGACAAGUGACUGCAGAAAACGGGCUGGGGUAAAGUAUGGUGUUUAUUUGGAGGGGAAGAAUGUACAUUUUUAUUCUUCUUUAUUUUAUUUCACUCUUUUUACCUUUCUUUAAACUUAAAAUGUUUUCACAAGUUCAGUGUUUUAAGAAAGGGUAACAGCCUCCUCCCAUGUUUGAGUUCUUUGUUUGCGUUGCAGCGAUGAAUGCAUGUAUUUAUGACUUUUGAUGAAUGAAGCCAGAGCAGACGAGUCGCGAUCACCAGUGAUUUGAUAUUAUGCGUCUGCCGACAUGAAUCACAAUCAUUAAAACAGUUGCAUUGCAACCAUAUAAGGGCCACAGUCACACUCAGAAUUUGUCUCAAAAUUAAAAAUAAAAAGAAGAAGAAGAAAAAACAACUCAAAUUUGCAGAAAUGGAACUUGGUGACUUGUAGGGUUAUACUGUAAAUAUAUGUAUCUUUGUUAAUACAUUGCACUCUUCUGUUCUGAUUUUUUUUGUGGGAUAAUGUUUUCAGAGCAAUACUUUUGAAGAGCAGAAAAGUUUUUUUUCUCUCCCCUUUAAGGAAUAUUAAUGUCAUGUUUAUGCAGCUGUGUAUCACACCUUGGCCCGUUUUGACAUCUGAACAGUUUGUCUUUUAAAGAGGCAUGAAGCUCGCCGUCAAAACGUUUUGGCAGAGCGGAAUUGCUCAAGAGGCUGAGAUGGCUGGUUUGGUACUUCUGCCUGCCAGAAAUAGUCUCAAAAAUUCUUAUUUCCUGUCUGAGCACUUCUGUUUCGUUAUGAUUAUGGUGCGUUGCUGCUUGUCCUGGUACGAUGGUCCACUCCCAGCUAGCAGGCGCCGUGUGGCGUUGAGUAACUUCAGCUACGGUUGUGUUCCAUUUACUUUGUGCAGUUUGUUAUUUACGUCUCGGCUCAGCUUUCUCCAAGUCUGUCUUAAUACAACACGAAAACACAUGUCGGCGCACUGAGUUAUUGGUCGCGGUAAUCCUCUUGUCCCCACUGACCAUUAGGUGAUACGUUGUCGGAGUAAAUCCACUGAAAGAGUGUAAGGACAAAAUAAACAGUCCCCACUUUGUGCCAAAUAGAGUUUGAACGUUGAGCUAAUAAGAUAAUACGAGACUUUGGAAGUCCCGAGGACGACGAUUGAGGAAGGUGUUUUGCAUUCUCAAUAGCAGAACUUGAAAAGGAGCAUUUUCAGGAAGUAGAGUCACAAAAAAGAAAAACAAUUUAUGCCCCAGACUGUUAAAUAAUACUGGAAUCAUCGCCAUGAAAAUAAAACGGAGCGUCUUUACGUUGCACUGCGAUGGACUGGCGGCCUUUCCAGGGCGUUUCCUGCACUCGCUCAUGUAAACUGGGAUUGGCUCCAGAGUCCCGUGACCCUGCACUGGAUUAAUUAGACAGUAGAGAAGAAGGAUGGAGCUUUGUUACAUUGAAUGGCAUGAUUGAAUUAUUACUAUGUAAUAAAAGGCCCAUCCAUCUUUAUUGAACAUAUUUUUCAACUGCACAAGAUGUAAAUGGAAUAAGUUAUAGUGCCAAACCAGAUCUGUACCAGAUACAAAAAGUAAAAGUUGCAUAUUCAGAAUGUUGGAAACGUUUCUGUCAUUCCGUUCUGCUGUUAGCUGUUUUGCAUCGAGUUGAAAAGGCCUCAUUAUUCACCUGAACAACGCGGUACCACUUCUGGUUGGGCAACAUGCCACAGCAAAAUAUGAGGCUGUGCCAGUUUAGCCGUUUGUUUCGGGGCAUUAAACACAUGUUCACCUGUGUUACUUGUUCCACCAGAGUGAUCAGUCAGGCCUCCUAAUGAUAUAUAUGUGUAUAAACAGUCAGAACGUGUCCAAGUGUUUUAUCAAGCCGCUCUUUGAGAAAUCUGAACCUGUAAAGAGCUGAGGAUAAAGCGUGAUCAUUUUUAUUGAAAUGUUGUGUUGAAUUGUUUUCACCAUCAGCAUAGUAAUUGUUAAUUGGAGGGUUCUGUCGCCUCAUGCUUCUGUGGCACAAUGGCUUUACUCACUCGGAGGGCUUUUAAUGAGCUAAUUAACCUUUUCCCGCAUGUCUUCCAUGAGGUGAGGCAGAGCCUGACGAUUAAAAGACGAUUAUCUGCUCUUGCUUUCUGAAUGCAGCACGCUGCACCGCAGCGGUACCGAAGCCAUCUGAAUACACCCCACAGAUCUCUUUCAGCCAUACGUGGAAACUCUCCGCCAAGAGUGCUUUGUGGCUCGUUGUAAUGACAGCUUGAGCGAGGGUUUAAAGGUUAGUAUGAAUGUAAAUGGCAGUCUUAGAGGAACACUCUUCACAAGAAAAGACAGAAGUUUGACGGGGAGUCUGUCCUCCUUUUUUUGUGACUUUGUUUUUCUUCCACUUGGUGGCACUGAACCGUUUCAGACGUUUUUGUAAUACAUCAAAUCCAUAUGCUGAGAUUCUGAUUCAACCGUGUGAAUAUACGCUCAGUUUGGUCUGCUAGCUUUGUUUUAUACACUUCUGCUGUUAGUUUGCGUUACACCAACUCUUUGAAGAAGCCGUCAUUUAUUUGAUUUCUUGUUUUGGUUGACAUAAAGCGUGUUUAAUAAUAACCUCUUUUUUUAAUCAAAGCCUAACGUAUUGCUACUGUUCACCAACCUGUUGGUGUAAAAAUCUGGAAUCAACUGAAUGUGUUGUAUUUCUUUUCUUCUUCUUUUUUUUCAACUCAUCGGUCAGGUUUUUUGUGCACAAUGGGACAUACUUUGGCAUGUCCUCUUGAUUUUGAAUAGAUUGUAACCGGUAUCGGUGGGGAGAAGGUGGCAUCGCUUCAACACUGCGAGUUGAAUCCUCACGUGAUUUCAAAGAAUCUGCGCAGUGACGUCAAAACCGUGUGUACGAACAUCUAUCGCAGCUCACUGUGACUCCACAUCCAGGGGAGCAUGGGAACAGACAUCUGAAUGAGUCAUUUCUAUCGUCACUGUAAAUCAGUCGGGUGAUUUAACUUUUUUUGUUUCUUUUCUAUUUUAAAACAAUGUCGGCUUGUUUUGUAAGCGCACAUUUUCACUUUCUAUUUUCUGUACUGUAACAUGCAAUAAAUUGAUACAAUGGA